This is a messenger RNA of Cavenderia fasciculata, 1260 nucleotides long. RefSeq lists its product as uncharacterized. The coding region runs from base 1 to 1260 and encodes 419 amino acids. The transcript has 6 exons. The record is from RefSeq and is a predicted model, not a curated record. NCBI's taxonomy places the organism in Eukaryota, Evosea, Eumycetozoa, Acytosteliales, Cavenderiaceae.
AUGUCACUUUCACCAAGAACUAUUGAGCUUGUAAAAUCAACUAUUCCAUUGAUUGCAGGAACUGGACCAGCCUUGACAACAAAGUUCUAUAGAAAUCUAUCUAUCUAUCUAUCUUUCUAUCUAUCUAUCUAUCUUUAUAAAACCGAACGAGGACAAUUGAUGAAGGUUUUUCCAGUUGAAGAGAAAUCAGAUAAACAAUUAUUCACUAUUAGUAAAACAGUUAAAGAAACACCAAAACUAUUAAAUAAAAGAGAACAAAAGAAAGAAUUGGCAAAAAAUAAAUUGACAAGAGCAGAGAAAAUAUUGUCAUCAAAUGACAAUGUAGAAGAGAUCUCAAAGAAUAAGAAUGUAACGACAAAUCAAAUGAUGAACGAGUUGGCCGGCAAGAACAAGAGAAAGACACAAGACUUGUGGGAGGAGGAACAGGAAAUCGACCAAAACAGCUAUCUACAUACCAAUGAAGAGGACGUCUACCAUCCCCGUCCAACUCACAACAAAUUGGUCAAGGCUUCCAAGUCUGUCGAAUUGCCAUCGGCCGGUAUGUCUUACCGUCCCGUUCCACAAGAGCAUCAACAAACUCUCUACAAGGCUCUUCAAAUCGAAAAAAAGGCCGAAAGAUAUGUAAAGCAAGUCGAACAAGGAUUGACCAUCCAAGAGAUGCCAGAAAAGAUCGUCAAGAAACUCAAGAUUGAUCUCCAACUCGAAAAGGAGAGAGACAUCAAGUUGGUACAAGAAAGAGAUCAAUUGCCAGUCAUCAAGACCAAGGAGGCAAACUAUGGACUAAGCAACAGUCCAAGUAUCAACAACAUUCAUAACAUCUCCUCACAACCUGUAAAUACUAUAACCACAACUACUACAACAACCAAUUAUCACCUUCAACAACAACAACAACAACAACAACCAUCACCCUCCUUUUUACCAUUCAACAUUUCUUCUUUUAAUAAUAUUGGUAAUAAUAAUAAUAAUGGUAAUAAUACACUUCCGAGUCCAUACCUAUCAUCAAAAUAUCAACAGAGUAAUAAUGGUAGUACCAAUAAUCUUUAUAGAUUAACCUCGAAUCAACAACAUAAUAAUUAUGAAACAAAAGAUGAAAUUGUACAUAGAUUAGAAACACAAAUACAAGCAAUUUUGGCAGAAGUUGAAUUAUUAAAAGAUAGGAUCAAAGAGAUGGAAGAAGAACAAGGAAGAAUGAAAUGGGGAUUAAAGUAUUCUCGUCGUGUUUUGAUUACUAGCAACUUUUUGUUGGGUAUCAAUCUCUAG